AAAUUACAGCUUCAUGGAUUGUGGUCUUUUCAGGCCUCAGUCUUUAGUGAAUUAGUGAAUUCAGUUUAAAGUUAUGUGUCUAAAUCACCUUGGCACUCUUUAUAUGCCAGAACAAAUUUUUCCAUGUCUUGUCAAGAGGUGCUGCUGGCCAAUUCUGUAAUGUAAGGUAUUGAGAAAUAGUUGGGUCGUGAAGGGUUUAUUUCAGCACAGACCAUAAUAGGAUUGAGAAUGUCAUGAAAUUCAGCAUAUACACAUAUAUAUAUUUAAAUAUAUUAAAAAAUAAUAUAUAAUUUCUAGAUAAAUAUAAAAAAGUAAUGAAGUUAUAAAUUACAUAUUGCUUAGUGAAUAAAAAUGUAAAUAUGUAUUAUGUAUCAAAUUUUUACAUUCAGCCAUAUGUUGGUUUGAUUAAUUUUUACCAUUUGAUAAUUGUCUAAUGAUCUUUUUGAAGAUAAUUUGACAGUGGGGUCCAUUGUCUAGGGUGCAGAGUGCAGAUGGUGGUGUGGCAGCUGAUCUGGAAUAGUUCUUCAGUAAAUGAACAGCGUGAGUUUGGAAGGGCCUCUGCCACCCUUACAGAACCAGGGGUGGCGUCAGUUCAGUUCUCCUUCGGUCGUGGUUCACAAGCUUUUGUGAUCGUGAGAACUUUUGUGGUGUUUGUUUGGUUUUUAGUGACCUGGUUAGUAUAUUGCUGUUACAGGUAGUGUAACUCAGUUACUGCCAUUAAGUAGCAGAAAAAAACAGAUAAUAGAAGAAAUAAAACUCACUACAUUCUCUUAGAUUGGGUGAAAAAGAUUUAGAAGUUAUUAUCAGAGAACCAGUGGUGUUGCUUGCUUAUCCUAAGAACACUGAAUUUUAAAGGUUGCAGAUUUUGAACACGUGCUAUGCCCUUGACCAAUGUUUAACCAUGACAUUUUCUACUACUGAGAAUGAGAAGUAGUUGUUUUUUUAAGGAUUAGCUAUUUGUGUUGGAAAUAGCUAAAAUGAAAUGAGCAUCAUGGUAUAUAUUGAUCACCAACCAAAGUUUGAAAGAAACACUCCCCUGAUCGUUUGUUGUUAUUAGGCUCAACUUCAGAAGAAUAUAUAAUGUUUUGCUAUCAGACACGGACGGGAAUCUAUUAUAGAUUCCUUAAAAAGUCUAGACUGCCUAGAAGUGAGUGGUGUGCGAAGUAAAGUGAAUUCAUUGGGAAGUAUCGAACACAAACAAGUAGAACAACCUGUCCCCAAGUUUCAGCUAACUUGCAGAUGCUAUUCUAAUACACUUAUAGGUAUGCUAGUAUCUUGAUUAUCUGUAAAUGCUACCAAAAAAUGCAACAAAAAACCACUGGUGUCUGGUUCUCUGGAUGAGACAUGGAAGCACAAGAAAACCCCACCUGAACACUGAGGGAAGAAAACAAGGCACCACAGUAGCUGUCAUUCUGUUGCAUCCUAAGACAUUAAGGUGCAACUUUGGAAAAGCAACAUGCAACUCUUGACAGACCUUGAAAGAGAAGUACAAGCUUUGGUGCCACACAGCAAGGAACAACACCAUGUAUGUUGCUCAGUUUGCUCAAUAGCUUGUUGCACAAGUUAUUUAGUGUACAACAUACCUAGUGAGGAAUUUGGUUUACGUUCUAUAUCCUUUCCCUUCCGUUGAUUAUCAAAUGUCUUCUGUUUUGCCACACACAGUGCCCAUGACGUUCUCUGAACAAGAGGGGCGAGGUGAUGCACUGGCCAUGUUCCCUGGGCUGCAGGGUGGUACUCGGGGGUUGUGUUUGCCAGCUUGCCAGGCGGCUCUUGCCUGAGCUUGUGCUUCAGCCCACUAGUCAGUGUACCUUUCUUAACCACCAGUUUUCACAAAUGCAUACGCACGUUGUGUUUUGGACUCUCCUUCUUAAUUAAAUUUGAUUGAAAGUGGCGUAAGGUUAAAGUUGCUGGGGAGAGAGUAAAACCAAAAUGCAACAUGUGGUUGCAUAAGCUUACCAGAGUAUCAGAUUUCUCUGAAAAUACUCAAAAACAUAGAAGAACUCUCUGCGAAAUACCAGCAUCAUUUGAGAAACUUUGCCUAUAAAUUGCAAGUAAUAUUUUUAAUGGCUGUCAGAAAUAUUUGUUACUUUGUAAUUCUCUCUUCAUUGACAUAAAACAUUAUUAACAAAUUUUCCCAAGGUUAAAGGUCAGUAGAUACCAUGUUGGUGCUUUUUAUGUGUGCACGUGUAGCUGUUCCGGAUGUCACUUAGAAUGUUUUGGGUGGACAUUUCUUUAUGCUCCUCUUUCUUUAUGCUUACCUUGGUUUUGCCAGUAUUCUUUUUUUUUCUUGCCCUUAGGGCAGAGACUACGCAAUGGUCAUACAGCCCAGUAAGUUCACAGUCCAUCUCUUAGGUGUCCCAAUCAAAACACUGUUGAUAAAGGAUUAGGUUAACAGUGGCUGUGGUGCCACCCACAGGCAUGGUUAGCGCAGGAAGAGCAGUACUUCUCACUUUCUCUGUCAUGCUCUUAUUGUUUGCACUUCUUCCUUUUUCCUUCUUUCGGGGUCUUUAAUCUCUCUGCAAUCAACUUAGUCUUCUUAAAACUGAAGGUGUCUUCUUAUCAUUGCUGUUGUCCAUGUGAUGUAACUAUUUUUGAUCUCUUAAUUUUUAGAAAGUUCUGUCUGUAUUGCAGGAGCCUACCUAGGUAAGUCUUGCUGAGACUUGGAAUGCUGCCAUAACGCGGUGGACUUGGCAGUGCGAGAUUAACAGUUGAACUCAGUCAUCUUAACGAUCUUUUCCAACCAAAACAAUUCUAUGAUUCUGUGACCAUAGGAGCUUGUCCUGCCCAUCCUCCUGCCAAACGCAGGGUUAGACCAGCUUCUGCGGGGCUUUAUACAAUCAGGUCUCGAAAACCUACAGGGUUGGAGACUGCAGAGUUCCCAGAACUCCAGUGCUUGACUCUCCUCACAGGAAAAAAAACGUUCUUCAUAUCCAGUCAGAUAUAAGGAUUAUUACUGAUUAUUUGUCUACCUCUUUGCCUUAACAUUGCUUUCUUUUUUAAUUACUCCAUAAAUUUAUAACAAGUGGCGUUUGUCCAAUUUAUAUUGCUUGCUAUAGUUCUUGAAUUUUUUCUCCUGAUUCUGAUGCAUUCUGAAAUACUAUGUUUUCUUUGCAGCAUUUUCCUCAAAACCCACUUUGUACAAGUAUGUUGUGGAAUUGUGCUCCUAUACUUUCCCACUGGGGUUCUUGUUCCACAGCGCGUGUUGCAGGAGAGCUGGCCCUGUGCCCCUGGGCAGUGCCCCGCUCCUUGAACCUGCCAUUACCUCUUUUAGUUAACUUCUGCAGUUUUAGAGUAUUGAUUAUGUAAAUAUUGCUUACAACAUGCAAACAUGUAUAUAUACAAGCCUCUUUUUUUUUUCACUUUAAGCAAAUUUAUUGAAGCGAUACUUAAAUACGAAAAGUUGAAAGGGAAUUAGUAUUUGGACUGAAAUGGAUUGCUGGAAGUGACUGAACACGGAGGAACAUUUUGUCUUCUGUCAUUUGAUUUAGUUGCUUUUUAUGGGUUAAUGUAGAGAGGUUCUGGUUAGCUGUUUCUAAAAUAUGAGAGUUUGAUGUUUCUGUAAAGGGUUACAUAUAUUUUAUGGCUAGAUGGCAUUCAUGAGUGGGUUACUGUGCUGUGGGACAGUGGUAGUUCAUGUUCCUGAUGGUGUGUAGGAUAUCAGUUAUGUGGAUUUUUCCUUUGUUGCUUUUAAAUAAAUGUUAUUACAGUUUUAUAAAGAGGCUGUAGUCACACAUGCAGGAUUAAAGAGAAUUUAGCAAAAAACUCCACAAAUGUGUUAAAGUAGUGAAUCAGAUUAAUUUAUAAUUUAUUAAAUCCUGAGCAAAAUCAAGGAGGUUUGUUCAGUGCUGCUACUGUUUUGUGGUUUACCACCCAUUUUUAAUUUUUAUUUGAUUGCUGUUAUUAAAAUGGCCUUUCAGCUUCUAUCUGUAGGUAUGUGUAAGUUAGGGAGAAAAGAUGGUGUUAAGUGUUAAAUGCUGCAUUUUGUGGACUUGUUUUGGUGCUUGACAGUAACCAGAAAUGUCCCUGCAGUGCCUCCAGGAAAGACAGCCUUAUUUUGAAGUGAAUUACUCUCAGGCCUGCCGUAGAAGGCUCCCAGCGUGAGCUGGCUGCUCGGUACUAACUGACGAGUGCCAGAGCUGUUGCUGUUUGCCCGGCGGCUCCGGCGUGCCCGCGCAGCAGCGCGAGCUGCGGGCCGCGCGCCCCCGGCACGUGCAGCGCCCCCUCGCGGACGGCGGUUACUGCCUCAGGGCGGACGGCGGGACAGGGAGGAGGAGGAGGGGCAGAGCCUGCCUCCCUCGGGCUUGGAGCCGAACGGCCCGUCGCCGCGGCGUCCACCCUCGGCCCUUAAUGGCGCUGGGACCCAGAGGCUGUUCGAGCCGAGGCGGCCGCUUUUGCUGCCACGCUCGGUCGAGGCUCGUGCCGUUGUCUCCGCCUGUUCCCGGCCUUCGCCAUUCUCCGUCAGGCACGCAGGAGGCGGGCCCGGAGAGCCUCGCUGACGAGAGCCCGUCGCCGGGAAGCGCCAGGUCCAUGUACCCCAUUGUUCCGGCGGAGAGAGUCAAAGGCACUGUGAGAUGAGGGGCUAGAUAAUGAGGGAUCUAUCCAUUUCUAACUGGCUGACCCAGAAUAUUGCAUGCUCUUCAAACAAUAUGAUGGUGCAGAGAACCUAAAAUGAUAGCUGCAGGAAAAUUUUCAAGUCUUCCCAGAAAUGGCCCAGUGAACCACCAGUUCUCAUUAGCUUCUUCCAUGGACCUUUUGACCACUAAACCUUCACCAAGUGAGCAUCGCUCAGACGCCUUUCAAGAUAUCUCUAUCCAUGGCACUCUCCCCAGGAAGAAGAAGGGGACAAUUCCCAUUAGGUCUUGUGAUAUGUUUAGCCACAUGGGAACAUUGCCGUACACCAGAACAUACCGGCAGCAGCCACCUUUUGUACAGGGUGUUAUAGAAGAGUACCCUCCACAAAAUGGGAAGAGCAACAAACUCCAUACCAGAGAUCAGAAUGUUCUGGAUCCUACUUUGGAAUAUGUUAAGUUUUCUAGGGAGAGGCAGGUUAUGGACAACAGCCCAGAAAAACUGAAGAAGGAGUUAGAGGAAGAACUGCAGCUAAGUAGUGAAGACUUGCGUAGCCAUGCCUGGUAUCAUGGACGUAUUCCUCGGCAGAUGGCAGAAGAGCUAGUUCAGAGAGAUGGAGAUUUUCUGAUUAGGGAUUCUCUCUCCAGUCCUGGGAACUUUGUUCUUACCUGUCAGUGGAAAAACACCUCUCAGCAUUUUAAAAUCAACAGAACAGUUCUAAGACUCAGUGAAGCCUACUGCCGUGUUCAGUAUCAGCUUGAACUGGAAAGUUUCGACAGUAUCCCCGGCUUAGUUAGAUACUAUGUUGGGAAUCGCACGCCAGUAUCAAAGCAGAGCGGAGCAAUUAUUUUUCAGCCUAUCAACAGGACUGUGCCUCUCAGGUGUCUAGAAGAAAAGUAUGGUGUAACUCCAGUCCGACAAAAAGAGCCCAGUAUCUCUGAAGGAAAACCAGAAACUACAAAAAGACUGAGUCUUGGUGUAUCCAGCAUGCAAUCCCCAGAGCAGAGCAUACCUAGAGGAAAUCUUUUGAGAAACAAAGAAAAAAGUGGUAGCCAACCAGCUAGUUUGGACCAUGUUCUGGAGAAGAGAUUCCCUCUAAAGGCUCACCAGUCAGAGAGCUAUCUGCUAAUAGGUUCACGACGUCCAUGUCAGUUACCUGAAGCAGAUGCAGACUCCUGUCCAGGCUCUCCUGCAUUUAGAACAGGCAGUGAACCUUCUCUAAGCCCCACAGUUGUUCAGAAAGUCACCGCUGAGUCACAAGUAGGGGAAGCUCUGAGAGGAUCAGACAGUCAGCUCUGUCCAAAGCCCCCGCCUAAACCCAGCAAAGCACUCCUAAUGAAGUCCCCAGAUUCUCCUUUGGCUUCCCACAGUUCAGAAGAACACUAUUGUGAACUCAGCCCUGCCAGAGAUCCUGCAUCAACAAAACAACAUUUAUGUCAGAAAAACAACUAUGUGGAACAUCUGACACAAAAGGAGAGGGGAACACAGUCAUUCAGGAACUCCGAUACAAACUAUUUGAUCCUGGAAGAUGACUCUCCAAUGAACCCUGCAGAUCCUUUAGAAGCUUCAACAGAGUUGGCUGAGGAAGGCAGCAUCUUUUCUGUACCUGUUUUUGAGACGGUGUCCAGUUUUAAACCAAAUGAUUUUGAAUCCAAACUACUUCCUCCUGAGAACAAGCCAUUGGAAACAUCAAUGUUAAGAAGAGUUAAGGAGCUUUUCACCAACAACAAUCCAAAGAUUAUUGCACAGCAUAUUCUUAGGAUGGACUGCAAGGUAGCAAGGAUACUAGAAGUUUCUGAAGAGAUGAGGAGGAUUAUGGGAGUGAACUCUGGUCUUGAACUGAUUACCUUGCCUUACGGGCAUCAACUGCGCCUUGACCUAAUUGAAAGGCAUAAUACCAUGGCUAUAGGAAUAGCUGUGGAUAUCUUGGGUUGCACAGGAAAUGUAGAAGAUAGAGCGGCAACAUUAAACAGGAUCAUCCAAGUGGCAGUGGAGCUGAAGGACUCGCUGGGGGAUUUGUAUGCAUUUUCUGCCAUUAUGAAAGCACUGGAAAUGCCACAGGUCACUAGGUUAGAACAAACCUGGACCUCUCUAAGACAUCGUUAUACCCAGACUGCCAUUAUGUAUGAAAAACGGCUGAAGCCGUUCAGCAAAGCUUUGCAUGAAGGACAAGAUGAGUGGAACAAGACUGCCAGUGCGCCACAGAACAUAACAGUGCCCCUGCUGAUGCCUCUUGUUGCCCUGAUGGAGCGACAAGCCGUCGUUUUUGAAGGCAUGGACCUGUGGGAAAGCAGUGACCAAAGCUGUGAAAUAAUGCUCAAGCACUUGGCCACAGCACGUCAAAUAGCACAGAAUGCAGAAAUGUACAGCCUGACUGCAGAACAGAUGCUGGAAGGUUUUCAGCCAGAUGAAGAGAUGAGUGAAAUCUUCAAGACAGAAUUUCAAAUGAGAUUGCUCUGGGGCAGCAAAGGAGCACAAGUUAAUCAAAAUGAAAGAUACGAGAAAUUCAGCCAGAUUUUAACUGCACUUUCCCGAAAACUGGAACCUCCUUCAGUGAAGCAGGUGGAACAAUUAAGUAUAUAAGACUCUCUAAACACAAUUUAAAUGACAUACUUGAAAUAACCUUUUAGCUUUCUUUUGGUGAUUUGAUACUGCACAAACUUCUUGCAUUUCACAAGAUGUUUAGAACUUUUAACUGCACAAUGCACACUUGUUUUAAAACUACUGAUUUCUCAACAAAUUAUUUAUUUACUGUGUCACCAAGACAUUUAAUGAUCCCUUGAAACAGAUAGGUUAUCCCUGUAAGAUAGUCUUACAGCUUUCUGUAUUUCCCCAGAGUUGCAAUGUUUUGAUAAUGCCUAGGAAUAAGGGCAUUGGCAUCUUAAUAUUAAAAUGUAGCAAAUAGUGUAAAUAAAAUGAUAGAUUAAGUAUGUGACAUUGCAGAAAA
Columba livia (rock pigeon) is the source of this 7516-nucleotide messenger RNA. It is a transcript of the gene BCAR3, whose product is annotated as BCAR3 adaptor protein, NSP family member. Lineage: Eukaryota; Metazoa; Chordata; Aves; Columbiformes; Columbidae. The record is from RefSeq and is a predicted model, not a curated record. Bases 4669 to 7152 code for a protein of 827 amino acids. The transcript is spliced from 13 exons. Gene Ontology annotation, biological process: positive regulation of peptidyl-serine phosphorylation; small GTPase-mediated signal transduction. Gene Ontology annotation, molecular function: guanyl-nucleotide exchange factor activity; phosphotyrosine residue binding.